UCCUCGAUUCACUUUCCACCGUUUUCCCGUUCCCUACAUGAAGUCUUCCUUGUGGGUCUUCCAAUGGAUAUGCUAUAUGACAAAUGCGGAAGAAAAGUUUUUCAAGGAAAUUGAGAGUUUGGUGGCAAAAAGAAAGCCAGAAGAAUUAACGAAAAGGUUGUAUUCCCCUGUGGGAGAGCUUUUCCGAGAGCAAGGAAGAGCUCCGUGGUGUGGCACAGACCCAGAGUAAAGAGCUGGGAGACUCACUGGUUGACAUGUACAAAGAUUCAUCGUAACCUCCCUAUAUAUUUCCAGCUAAUCCCAAAGUCAAUGAGGAACUGAAACAAAGAUUACCCUCCCCAAUAAAACAGCAGAGCGCAGAGAGCACAGCACAGCUCAGAAAGCUGAAAGCAAGUUCCAACACGUUGCUAGGUCGAACGGAUUCAGAAGCAGUCGCUGAGGAUCUGCCUAGAGACCAAGGUUUCCCAGCUUUCCCUCUGUGGGGAGCCCAGUGCUGCUCCUCUCAGUCCUGACUCCAGGGCAAGGGAAACUGCAAAGAUGAUGGAAGAGGAGAGUCAUUUGGUGAGGGUUGAUGCCCAGGCUCAGACAGAGCUAGACCAGGAAGCAGGACCUCUACACAGGCCUCCCCUGUCGCCACAGGACCACAGCGAACCCUCGACAAAGAGCAGUGCAGGAGAAGACCAGGGUAUUGCCAAUGCAAGCAGCUCCUUUACCUCAGCAAAGCAUGCGCCGGUCCUGGAUAAGGAGAAAAACAUUGUCUUCCUACUCAAGGAGCUGGACUCUCUCAGAGACCUCAAUAUGAAGCUCCAGGACAGGCUGGCCCUGAGGGAGCAGCAGCUGGAGCAGAGAGCCCUGGAUGGCCAGGUGCUGGAGAGCGAGAUGGAGGCCAGAGCCUGCAAGAAAGCUGGAGCCCUGGUGGAGGAGAUCUACAAAGCGCAGAGGGAGCGGGACCAGGCUGUGAUGGCCCGACUGAGGCUGGCCAAUGAGGAGAGGGACGAGGCCCUGCUCCGGGCUAUGAGACUACAGCAGACCGCAGAGGAACUGGAGAAUAGUAACCCAGCAGAGAAUGAUGCGGACCUAGAGGAGCUGUUGAACAGGAUCAGCGGUGCUGACUCAGCUCUGGGCAUCGAGCGCAGCGGAGCAGUGAUCGUGGACCGGCUCCAGAAGGCCAGAGAACGACGGAAGAAGAUCACAGCUCAGGAGAUGAACGCUGUCAUUGAGGAGAGGGAUGCUGCACUGGCUAAGUGCCGGCACCUGGAGCAGGGUCUUCAUCACACCGAGGAGCAGAGGCACACUUGGGCAAACAGCGCGAGACACCCAACUGCAGGAAACAAUCAGGAGCACGCUCACAAGGAGGAGCUUCAGGCUAUUUUUCAAGAGCGUGACAGGGCCAUAGAGCGCAACCGGAGCCUGGAGGAAGAGAUCCAGACACUGCGAGCAUAUUACAGUCAGCACCAGUCCCUGUCCCUGGAGGCUAACCUGAAGGAGCAGUUUGACUCGACACUCAACACCAACUCCAAGGCCUUACAGACACAGGAGGGCCAAGUCACCCAGGCUACCCAAGCCAACCUCCACCAAGAGCAGCUUCUGGCCCAAUUCCAGACCCUGGCUUCAGAGCACCAAAGCACACAGGCCCAACUCAACCUUGCUUGGGAGGCCGAGAAGGAAGCAAAUGAGAGAGUUCAAAAGCUGGAGCGACUGGUGGAGGUGCUGAGGAAGAAAGUGGGGACCGGCAGCGUCAGAACGGUGAUCUGAAGGGGAAGAGGUCGGCUCUGGAGCGAUCGCCCGGCAACAUCUGGCGACCAGGCUGCCGCGUUUAACACUGUGUAAACAUCCCAGCCUUAACUCGACAAACAGUUGUUAGAAGUACAGCACUCAACCCACAUUCCAAGCCCAGAUCAAACCGAAUCAUAAAUGUUUAACCACUCGACUGCGCGCCUGUUACCCUGCCACUGGUAUUUCCUGAAUUGCUUAUUACAUUUGAUUAUUGUUGUUGUUGUUUUUUUGUUUUUUCAAUAUAUAUAUAUAUAUAUAUAUAUAUAUAUAU
Conger conger (European conger) is the source of this 2047-nucleotide messenger RNA. RefSeq names its product mirror-image polydactyly 1 (gene mipol1). The coding region runs from base 538 to 1755 and encodes 405 amino acids. The record is from RefSeq and is a predicted model, not a curated record. The transcript has 14 exons. NCBI's taxonomy places the organism in Eukaryota, Metazoa, Chordata, Actinopteri, Anguilliformes, Congridae.